UUAUUUUAUCAAAACGAUAAUCAAACUGAAACUGAAUCGAGUUAUUCAGUUACUUAGAUGUUUUUUAAGUAUCAGUAUACUAGUCCUGUAUUUAUUUGUAUUGGGUCAAUACCAAAAUGUACAGUAUUGCAAACUUCUAGCUCCAAAACAGCUUCCCUGUUGAGCUCCAAAUUCCCCCACAGAAUGGUGCUGCCACCACUAUGUUCAGCAUAGUUUAGCCAAAAAGUUAAAUAUCGGUUUCAACAGAUCACAUCAUCCUCAAAGCCUCAGAGAAAAGGAGGCAGAAUAGAAAUGCACGCCACACUUUUCAGAUUUCCAUAUUUGUAAACGCUUAUAAAAGUUUUUUUUUUCUUCCUUCCACUGCACAACUAUGUUGUACAUUGUGUUUGUGCGUCACGCUAAAUAUUUCUAAAAUACCUAAGGUUCGGUUGCCAAAAUGAGAAAAAGUUCAAGGGUUGUGAAUACUUUUGCGAAGCACAGUAUACUAACUUUAGUGUACACUUUGUUUUUUUUUAAAAAAAAGUCCUAUUAAACAGACCGAGGCAGCCAGCCUAAUGUAAUGAAAAGCAGCAGCCAGGAGGAUCACCUUGGCUGAAACUAGCAGCGUGUCCUUAAGUAGCUUCUCAUAUUCCCCCUCGCAGGUCAUUUAAGGACAUUUUGGCACCCAGCCGAAUCGGAAACGAACGCGUUUACGACCCUUUGCGCUGAUUGUCCAUCACCCAGCCCCCUCUCCGAGCCCACUGUGACUGCCUUAUUCUGAAAUACGGUCCGUAUUUGCAUUAAAGUGGGCAUUUUUUCCAUUAACUGCUAACAUUUUUAAGAUCCCCCGAAAGUCGCCGCGGAAUGACGUCAAGACGUAUUACAUUGAAUGAUGACGCUGUUUGAUCAUUAAAAAAAAAAAAAAUCAGCCGUUAAAAUAUUUGAGAAAUAGGUCAUCAAAAAACAAAGCACCGGGCGGCCCUUUUUAUGAACAGCUAAGACGAGCCGUCUUGUGGCCGCGUGAACUUUUAUGAGGAGCCGCUUUCUGGUGGGAGAUAACCUGCUCGGACCAGCAGAGAGAUGUCCGGUGUUUCCAGCAUCAGCAGAGGAGGGCUGUAGCCGUUAAAGCGGUCCGUCUGUCUCGGCUGGCUGUAUUUUUUUUUAUUUUUUUUUUGUGGGAGAUCCAGCUGCUUUAAUAACUCACGUAGACGCCGCAGCCGCCCCGGCCGGGCUGAAUGCUUAGCCCGAGGAGAAAGCAACACCGACGGAUACCGACAGGGAGCACCUGGAGGCUGCUCUGCCGAGACCCAGGAAAUCACUCCUCGCUUCGCCUCUACAGCCUGGUAGCAACACAGUGCACAUUACUGUAGUUCUUAGAAACGGGAUUCCAAGAAUCCAGCUCAUCAACUCACUGACCUGCAAUAUGUGAACCUGGACAGCUCGGCCGCAACACAAGUACGAGUCAGUCUGAAUCGAAGAUGUCGAGCCGCCGGAAGUCCACCACGCCCUGCAUGGUGCUGCCUUCGGACGUGGUGGAGCAGGAAGCCGUAGAGGAGAAGACGGAGAGAACAAAGGAGGACGAGGCAGGGGAUGAGGAGGAAGAGGAGAGGAAGGGGAAGGAGGCGACGGAGGAACUUGGUCAGGCGGUGGUAGUUGUUCCCACUCCACCGGACGCAGAUGAAGCCAGCGUCUCCAGCGCCGACGACCUCAAAGUCGUCGGCUCCACGCUGAAAUCCAGACCGAAAGAUUCGCCUGAGAACCCGAGUUGUGAUCAGACCGCACAGGAGCCGCAGAGCGACUCGGCUGGGGCAGGAGGAGCAGACUCGGCCGCGGCUUCGGCCAUCUCCCUGAGCAAGACCCCGAUCAUGAGGAUGAAGACCAAGUCCGAACCCAAGAGGAUCGCCGUUUCCCUCAAAUCCUCUGACGAAGGUGCGGGGGAGGCCGUGGGGGGAGGAGGAGGUGGAGGACGAGGAGCAGGAGACGGGGAGUUGGGAGGGGAGCAGGAGCCCAUCGAAGCCCCGCUCGGACCGAUGACGCCAGUGGAGAAGCUGCUGCACGACUCCAUGAAGUUCGGAGGAGGGGGCCUGCUGGUCAGCCCACCGUCAGAGCAGCUGAGAAAAUCUUCCAUUUUAAACCCCACAGUUCUGCCUGCUGGUCUGGCACAGGUGCUUUCAGCGUUCCAGGCCCAGCAGAGUGCAGCAGCAGCCGCAGCAGCGGCCGUCUCUCAGUCCCAGCUGCUGAUUCCUCUGAGCAGCAUCCCCUCCUACAGUGCAGCUAUGGAUUCCAACCCUCUUCUGAUCAACACUUACAGGAAGUUUCCUUACCCCUCCCUGGCAGAAAUAAGCAGUCUGGCAUCACAGACACAGUUCACAGAAGAGCAGAUCAAGGUGUGGUUCUCGGCCCAGCGUCUGAAGCACGGCGUCAGCUGGACUCCAGAGGAAGUGGAGGAGGCCAGGAGGAAGCAGUUUAACGGGACCGUGCACACAGUGCCUCAAACCAUCACCGUCAUCCCCGCGCACCAGCUGUCCGCUGCGGCAAACGGCCUGCAGUCCAUCCUGCAGACCUGUCAGAUUGUGGGCCAACCUGGCCUUGUGUUUACACAGGUUGGUCCAGGUGGGAAUCUUCCAGUGACUAGUCCAAUCACGCUGACUGUGGCAGGUUUGCCCAGUCAGUCUCAGAGCUCCAGCAGAGUUUCCUGUCAGUCCACGCCGACAAACAGUGAGCUAAAACGGGCUACCACAGUCCAGCCUCCCUCUCUGUCUCCCCAGGAGAACUCAGCCCUCAGUGCUGACUCGUUCAGUCUGAGACCUAAGAAAUCCAAAGAGCAGCUGGCGGAGCUGAAAGCCAGCUACCUGAAGAACCACUUCGCCUCGGACGCAGAGAUCGCCCGGCUGAUGAAGCUCACCAAUCUGACGAAGGGCGAGAUCAAAAAGUGGUUCAGCGACACACGCUACAACCAGCGCAACUCCAAGAACAGCCACGUGAUUGUUUUCCACGACGGAGGUGGGCGAGGGGGGAGCAGCUCAAGCAGCGCUGCCAACACCCCCAUAGUCAUCGACUCGAGCGACGAGACCCCCGCGUCCCCUCACCCUCCGAGCACUUCCCCUGUGAAGGAGAAGGAAAAAGAGAAAGAGACCCGAGUCAAGACUUGGAACCCCUUCCCAGACUUCACUUUGCAGAAGUUUAAGGAGAAGACUCCCGAGCAGCUGGUGGUGCUGGAGGAGAGCUUCGAGAAGAGCAGCAUGCCGUCGGACGAAGAACUGAGUCGUCUGAGGACAGAAACCAAACUGACUCGGAGGGAGAUCGACGCCUGGUUCAACGAGAGGCGGAAAGUCCCCGCCGCGAGUACGCCCUCGCCGGAGUCGUCCGAGGGAGGGAAGAUCGAAACGGAUAACUCGAAGAUAGAGGAAACGGGGGAACUAGGAGGAUCAAGCAACUCUCCUCCAUCUGCCUCCUCGUCUCGAAAGGGGAGUCAGACUCCUCCAGGUGGCCGCAGCAAGCAGCUGUCCGGUGGCGGCUGCAGCAAGAAAGACCUUAAAGAGAAAAGCAAAAAGACUCCAGAGCAGCUCCACAUUCUAAAAAGUGCCUUUGUGCGGACGCAGUGGCCCACGCCGGAGGAGUACGACCAGCUGGCGGAGGAGAGCGGCCUUCCCCGCCAUUACAUCGUCAGCUGGUUCGGGGACUCUCGGUACUCCUGGAAAAACGGGAACCUGAAGUGGUUCUUCCAGUACCAAAGUGGCAACGUCGAGGGACCAAGCGAAGGAGGCGGCAGCGGCAAAACGGGGGGCGGCGGUCGGAAAAGGCGUGGUCGGAACCGCGGCUGGGGGCGGUCCAAAACCAGGAAGCAGCCAAAGAGGUCCUCCUCCUCUUCCAGCGCAGAUGUCAAAAUAUCCCCGCCGUCGAAGAAAUUCAAGACCGGGCGGGAAAUCCUGAAGGAGUACUACCUGAAGCACCACUUCCUCAGCGAGCAAGACCUGGAUGAGCUGGUCACCAAGACCAACAUGAGCUAUGAACAGGUGAGGGAGUGGUUUGCUGAGGUCCAGCGGCGCUUGGACUUGGGGUUAGAUCCCUUCCUGGAACCUGGGGCUGCAGGGAGAACGGGCGGGGACAAAGCAGCACGGGACGACGAGGAGGAGACGCACGGAGGGAGAUUGGAGAACACCGAGGAGCCGGCGGGCGCAGGAGCGGGAGACGAGGAGGACGAUGAAGACGACGAGGAGGACGACGGCGACGAAACGGACGACAGCGAGGUUUGGGAGCCGUCACGUAGCGUCAGGAAAAGCUUGUCCCUUUCCGAAGACUAAAGACUGACAUUGACAUUUGGCCUGAAAAUUGACUUGAGUUAGGCCGAUACCGGUCAGUUAGAUAAAUUAAGUUUUAUUUGUGUCCUUGUUUGUUUGCCACUAACGUGCAUGAACAAGAACUAUUUCACUGUCAAAUCAAGUCCACAUGAGACUAAUAAUACACCAAUUAUUAGCUUUAGCUCAAUCUUUGAAGGAACGGUUUAGAUCAAGCUCAAACUUUGACAGAUGUCAUAAAGCAGCUGCUGCAAAAUUAACUUUAGAAGAAAAAAAAAGUGUUAAAACUGAGCUGAGAAUGAAAACUCCCACUAUAUAUCAUUCAGAAAUAACAGAUAAAAGCAAAAACUAGCUGGCUAGGAAACCUGGUAUGUGUAGUGGAAAGCACAUGGAAAAAUCUAUCUUCUUCAGAAUUGUGAAGGUAGUCAAUUCAUCAGCUACAAUUAUCUGUGUUUGAUCUCUGAUAAUCAAGUUUAAAGACUGACAGAUAACCAUGAAUUUUUACGUUGAAGCUCACACUUCCUGCUUUCCGAAACUGACAACAAUUUCGUCACGCCGACGUUAAAGCGCGUUAGAUUUAAAGUUAAGUCUGAGUUGCAUCAAAAUGCGACAUUAGGACUAAAUCGUGAGUCUUAAAUGCAGGAUUCGUUGUGGAUAUUUAUUCUGGCGCCUGAAAUUCAUUGAAAAAGGCUGUUUGGUUUUGUGCUUCACCAGGAGUUGCGAUGACAUUUUAGUCCGAGGCUGAGGCUUCACUUGGCAAUAAAACGAGUAGCCAGACGCUGCAUGAAUGCAAAUGCUAAAACGCUUUUAAAUAGUACGGAAUGUUUUCCCUUUAUACCGCCUUACCGCUUCAUCGAUAUUAUUAUUACGAGUUUUUAACUGAACAUCUGCAAAUUUGAACGUCGGAGACGCCACUGAAUGUGUGUGAAUUGAACUGCUGAUGACGUUUUUUAACUUUUUCCUUUCUUUUUUUCCACUUUUUGAUAAAAAAAAAUAUAUAUAUAUAUGUCUUGUGCUUUUUUGACCCUUUUUUAAAAAGAGAUUCUUAGAUUCAAACAGUAAACAUGCUGUGCCAAAGCUGAAAGUGGUGCCUCCCAUGCAAGACGGCAAUUUGUGGCAGGAGAUACUGGAGAUCAAAGCAAAGCCCACUGUGAGGUUUAAAUCUAGUGAAAUCAGACAAAGAAAGAUCAUGUCACUAUUCUAAUAAGAACGAAGUGACUGACUCGCGAUGUGUGGAUCUUUGUGUCCUGACCCAUACUGUAAGAAGAAACUGUUUAACAGUAUUUGAAAUUAUAAUCUGAACCCAUUCUGCACUGAACCCCCCCAACCCCCCAACCUAAAGCACUUAAACUCAUCUUUAAAAGUUUGCACUUUUUCCACUUGAUUAGGCACCUUAAGUCUCACAUUAUACCAUGAAAUGGCUCUGCGAGACCAACCCUGUUUUUUAUGACUAACCAGUAUUUUGCCUUUUAUAUUCCUUCUGUUUUCACACAUGAAGGGAUAUAAUCAGUGUAUUGAUUUUUCUAUUUAUAUACCACGUGUUUUAAAGAGCUAGACAUUUGUAACUGCUCGAAAAGAAAAGAACAAUCAUUGCACCAUUUUUUCUGCACUAAAAAUAAUGUUGUAUCAUUAGCCCUACGUUUUGAUAACCUGCCGAUUUGACGAAGCCUAAAAGUUGUUUUUGUUGACUGUCUCGCUUUAAAUGAUGGGAGCUUGUUUUGUUAUUGCUCCUUUCGCCCCUUGAUAACUCCUUAUGCCUUUUUAUCGAGUCUUUUUUGUCAGACCCAUGACUAGACUCAUGAUGUGCACGUCCCAGCAGCGUUCUGUUGAGUUCCCUGUUGUCGCAGACUGACACGCUGGGGGACCAGAAACCAAAAGACUGAAAAACUGCUCCAGUAAACAAAGAGGACGGUCUCAGUUGUGAUGAAGAAGCAGGACGGCCUCCUCUUUUCUGUGGAAAAUCUACCAAACGACGCCCCUGUUUACUGCUUUAAAAAGAAACGGUACGACGAUCUAAAAAGCUGUCCCAACUACUGUUCUUCGGUGACUCCGAUGACUAAACCUUUGUGCCUACAUGGCUCCUACACUUGUUUGAACUCGAGUUCAUGAACUCUUCAAUGUGAAAAUUAAAAAAAAAAAAAAAAAACCUUCUUAAACACGUUUUCUUCAGUCUAAAUAAUGUUCAAACUCUGUUUUUCUCCGACAUUAGAAGAUGACCGGAACCUGAAACGGAUUUCAGAAAGUCCGCUUUUUACGUCUUUUAACGAAGCUACUUGUAUUUUGUCGCCAGGCACUUGUCACAGCCAGACAUGGAAACGUUCAGUUUCCCUCACGGCGUUUAUAUGAUCACGUUUUUGAACAGACUUUUGACUGUUGGCUGUAAUUUAUCUUGAUUUUAGGAACUGACAGAGAGCUGACUUUAUGCAUUUUGUCGUUCAGUGACAAGUGCCUGUCCAUGAAAUGAAUAACCUGUAAUGUUGAAGUGUACUUUUGUCAUAUGUUGCAUGCGAUAGUCAGAACAAACAUCUCAUGUUGUACAUACGAAAUGUGAGGUUGGUGGACUUGGGACAGUCUGAUCAGGGCUAAGCUGCUUUUGUGUUUUUAAUAAUGCCUGAUACAUUUUUCUUAUCAGACUUCAACAAUGAGUUAAUUGUCAUGAUCAUGACUCUAGAGAUAUUUGUUUAAUAUUACAGUUAACUCCUUUGAUGAAAACAUAAAAAGGUACCUUUCCACUGUGUUACCCUGAACCAUUUCCUCUAAGUACUUCCAGUAUUUUCCAGGAACCUUUUAGAUAUCCUCUGUCUUUUUCUUGAGUGUGUUUCCAGUGAUGAGUUCAAAAGCAUUGUGUUGAUGUAAAUGAAGCCUGUAGCCAGCAAGUGUUAAUUUGUUACCAUAUAUAAAGAGGGAAUACUUGUUAUUGUUUUCAAGCAACAUUCAAACUCAAUCGCUGACUCAGAUUUGUUCAUCUGUGGAUGCAGAUACUCACCCACAGCAGCCGCAGAGGCAAAAAUGGAAGAAAGAAAUUGUGACAUUUAGCUCAAUUCGAAAAUACUUUAUGAAUCCAAAAGCGAAAUAUUGUUUGUUUGUUUGUUUGUUUGUUUUUUAAAUAACACAACUAUCCAAGUUUUUGCAAAGUCAUUACAGAUGGUGAUGACUGCUGUCAGUAAAGAUCUCUUGUAGAGAACUGUAUCCUGGAGAACAGAGUCAGGUUGUUUAGCUUUUUAAAGUCCCUGGCUCUGCUGGUGUAGCAACUGAUGCUGCUACACCAGCAGACGUUGGCAUCAAAGAUUGCAUUCUUUACAAACCUAUAAAGUAAAGUCCUUGAACAGAUUCCUGUUUCUCUAUAAAUCCACAGGCCUCCCCGUGUUUUGUUCACAUUUCAAGAUGAGAUGAUUGUUACCACACCAGGCCACAAAGUGGUCCACCAGCUCUCUGUACUCAGCUUCUUGUCCAUUUCUGAUCCACCUGGUAAUGGCAGCAUUGUCUAAGUAUUUCUGCAGAUGACAGGAGUCUGACUUGUACUGGAAAGAUUAGCUUACAGAGUAAAAAGAGUGGUGUGAGGACCGUUCCCUGUGGCACUCCUGUGCUGCUGAUCAACUGGUCAGACAUUUCACUCUUCAGUCUCACACCGAUUCCAACCCAGGGGUUUAUUCUGCUGCCUUUACUUCUAAGCAUUUCUUCCAAAGUUGUUACAUUCUGAAACAGAAGUAAAAUCAAAGCCAAUAGACAUUCGUAAUAUGCUAAAAUUAUUUCAAUUCUAAAUAAGCAAUGCAAACAUGGUGCAGCAGAACUUCCCAGGUUUAAUUUUACCUAACAUUAUGAACUCUGUAAGCCAUUUAAACUUUACUAAAACAUGUUUUUGAGUUGCUCUCUCUUAACCCAAAUAUCCACACUUGAUUUAAUUAAUAUUCCCUUUAAGCUGAUUUUAUCAAUGCAUUUGAAUAUACGGCUUGGUUUUAAUGUUUGCAAGCAAAAAUAGAAAUUAUUCCUCAUGUAUCAGUUAGUAUUACCAGCAAAUAUUCACUUUCAAUUUGAAUAUACAGACAAAACAGCAUUUUCUUUCCCCAGUCCAGAUGAUAUGGAUAAAGCAAUAUCUUCAUGAGAACAGAAUCAGCUAAGGCGUUAGCGCUCUGCCAGCUGCAGGAUCCAGCUGGAUUCUCAGAUAUCGCUAUGGAGACGACCAAAAUAAAAACACAGCUUUCUCCUUAUUUACAGACGUACGCGCUCUGUGCUGGUGUACUUGCUGCUGUGAAUCAUUUCGUUAGCCAGGGGGCGUAAAGAGGAAGAAGGCAGCCGUUUUCCAGCAGUCUACAACCCGCCGUCCGUCUCCAUGCUUGAUGCAUUAUGUGACUGGACUGUAAUUGGUUCUGAAUACAUACAAAAAGAAGCGCUGCCUCUCUACCAGUGUUAUGGAGUAGAUUUCUACUCUGGUAAUGUGAUUCCAUCCUGGUUCCCUCAGUGCAAACGGCAGAGGUAAAAGGUUCCUGCGGUGAGAAUAUGCUAUGAAUUACAGUUUACAGCAGAACAAUCUCUGUACUUGGAGCUGCCACGUGUCAUGUCAGCAGACGCCUGGUACCGUUUCAGAAGUGUUUGACUCUCUAGACGUUCAUGCAGACAGAGAGUGGUUUAGUCUACAGGUUAGGCCUCCUGCUCCCAGGUCUCCAGCCUUCACCUUUUUACUGUGUGCUAUUUCCUUUUCAUAAUAAUGUGUCCCGAAUGGCCGUGUCCGCUUCUGUAAAUACAAAAAAAUAUUGUCGUCACAUCGCUUAUAGACAUUCAGUGAAUAGAUGUUGAACAGACUGAUUCCUGCAACAUUUGGUCUGUCCGGGUGCCAUAUUUGUUCACCGCGUUGUGAUUCUGUCCCCGGCCCUCAUCAUGUAUCCCUGUUAACUUUGUGCUGAUGGUCUAAGAGCGAACAUUGUGAUCUGAACCGUUUACCUGCUGUGUCAUAUCUGUACCCUUUACUGUACUUCUGCUGUAGUCCUCACCUGUUUUAUUUAGACGGCUAGAUGGUGGAACGAUCCUCACAGCAAUCGGUCAUCUUUAGACGAACCCCGGGUCCAUCCUGUCAGAGGGUCAACAAUGUACAAAGUAAAAUGUCUUUUUAAAACCA
Poecilia reticulata (guppy) is the source of this 9390-nucleotide messenger RNA. RefSeq names its product zinc fingers and homeoboxes 1 (gene zhx1). Gene Ontology annotation, molecular function: DNA binding; DNA-binding transcription factor activity, RNA polymerase II-specific. The record is from RefSeq and is a predicted model, not a curated record. NCBI's taxonomy places the organism in Eukaryota, Metazoa, Chordata, Actinopteri, Cyprinodontiformes, Poeciliidae. Gene Ontology annotation, cellular component: nucleus. Gene Ontology annotation, biological process: regulation of transcription by RNA polymerase II.